Molecule: messenger RNA, 650 nt
Organism: Aspergillus steynii IBT 23096
Lineage: Eukaryota; Fungi; Ascomycota; Eurotiomycetes; Eurotiales; Aspergillaceae
Product: DUF1903-domain-containing protein
Exons: 4
Coding region: 144-383 (79 amino acids)
Cellular component (GO): mitochondrial intermembrane space
Source: RefSeq, a predicted model, not a curated record
UGCUGUUUUCUUAUGAUUGUUGGUCACUCAAACCUGAUUGGGACAAAGAAACUGCAGCCUUACAAUAAAGGAAAGACUGGAGUCUAGUGAAUAAUUGAAGUUUCCUUCACUGGCCGCAUCAUCUUGCUGCUCACUAUUACAUCAUGGGAAAUAUGAAAGAGGAUUUGGCCUACGAUCCCCCUUGUCAUCCACGAGCAUGUGCUAUCCAAGCCUGCCUGACAAAAAACUCUUACCAGGAGUCUAAGUGCCAGUCGCAAAUCAAUGCUCUGUACGAAUGCUGCAAUGCGUUCUACCAGGACCGCGGGGAGGACGCGAAGACCCCGAGCUGUCCGAAAUAUAGCCUGCUGAAGCUGAAGAUGAAGCAACGGGCGCAGGAGUCCUGAUUACGAUUUACUGUGUUUCUUGGUCUUCGGUUUGAGGCGAUCAUCCAUGGCCUGUACAUAGCAUCGUGGCACAUAAGCGUAGAAUAGAUCCGAAGCGAUUCGGUUAGAUCCCACCGGCAAGGGACGGGGAUUGAAAAUUCGGGAUGUGGCAAUUCCUUUGCAGCUAAGCCCUCACGUUGAGAAUCAAAAGCUAGGCUAGUUGGGAAUUGCCAGAAUUACUCUAAGACAAUCGUGAGCACGCAGAGAGGCCGUUUUGACCUGGACGAA